UAUGGGCUGUCAAUCCUUCAAAGAGAACUUGAGGACAGUGACAGGAAGGGUUUUCGUGAACUGCUUAGGAUGGAUGUGGAGGAUUUCAGCUACUUGCUUGGCAAAGUCAGACCAUUUAUCCAAAGAAGGGACACGAAACUGAGAAGAGCAAUCAGUGCAAGAAUGAGGCUGUCACUUACGCUACGAUUUCUUGCUACCGGAGAGACGUUUAGAUCUCUGAGCUUCCAGUACCGGAUCGGCCGUAGUACCAUCAGUGAGAUAGUAAUGGAGACUUGUCAAGCCUUGUAUGAAGUCUUAAAGGAUGAUCAUUUAAAGACUCCCACAACGGAGGCAGAGUGGAGAGAGGUGGCAAUGGGAUUUGAAAACAAAUGGCAAUUUCCUAAUUGCUUAGGAGCCAUAGAUGGAAAGCACAUCUACAUCCAGCCACCUGCUAACUCUGGAAGUACUUACCACAAUUACAAGUCCAGAUUUUCUGUUGUACUCAUGGCAGUAGUCGACGCAGAUUACAGAUUUAUUUACGCAAAUGUUGGCGUACAAGGAAGAGUGUCAGAUGGAGGAAUAUUUGGCCAGUCAGACCUCCGAGCUGCCAUGGACAGAGAUCUGCUGAAUGUCCCACCCCCAGAGCCACUACCAGGGAGUAACAUAUCUUUGCCCUAUGCAUUUAUUGGUGAUGAAGCUUUCCCUCUUCGAAUCGACCUGAUGAAGCCAUACCCCUUCCGAAAUCUGGACCAUGGGCAGCGAAUAUUUAACUACAGGCUAUCAAGGGCAAGGCGUACAGUUGAAAACGCAUUUGGAAUUUUGGCCAAUAGACUCCGUGUUUUCCUUUCCAACAUUGCACUGGAGCCUGAGAAAGUGACAACAGUUACACUAGCUGCACUCUGUGUGCACAACUUCCUGAGGAAGAAGGCGUCAGAUGUGUACCUGCCUUCAGCCUUUGCAGAUGUUGAAGAUGACAAUCACAACAUUGUUCCUGGAGCUUGGAGAAGGGAUGGAGAACUCCCCUCUGUGGCAGCAAGCAGUGCACGGAAUGCCACAACCGCCGCCAAAAAUCAGAGAGACAAUUUAAAGGCAUAUUUUCUUUCACCUGCUGGAUCUGUUUCCUGGCAGGAAAAUAUGAUUUAAACACCAACUGGUUAAAUCUUUUCAUAUUGACCACUAUUGCAAGACGUAUAGAACACUUGCUCAGAAAGACUUUUUUUUUGUACACUAUACAAAUUACUAGUACUAGUACAAUAUACAACCAACUGAAAGGUUGAAAACUUUAGUAAAAUGUUAAGGGAUAGUUCACCCAAAGAAUUUCUUCUGUCAUUAAUUACUCACCCUCAUGUCG
Molecule: messenger RNA, 1330 nt
Organism: Pimephales promelas (fathead minnow)
Lineage: Eukaryota; Metazoa; Chordata; Actinopteri; Cypriniformes; Leuciscidae
Source: RefSeq, a predicted model, not a curated record